Peniophora sp. CBMAI 1063 is the source of this 1854-nucleotide messenger RNA. The record is from the annotation of a GenBank genome assembly. NCBI's taxonomy places the organism in Eukaryota, Fungi, Basidiomycota, Agaricomycetes, Russulales, Peniophoraceae.
AUGGCGGGCGCACUACCCAACGCAAAGAAGACCCUAAUCAAGAUCGCGGAUGAGGACCGCGAGUCACGCUUUGGCCAGGUGUUCGGCGUGUCGGGACCCGUCGUGGUCGCCGAGAACAUGACCGGAUGCGCCAUGUACGAGCUUGUCCGCGUCGGACACGACGAGCUGGUCGGCGAGGUCAUUCGUAUUGACGCCGACAAGACUACGAUCCAAGUAUACGAGGAGACGUCGGGACUGACUGUCGGCGAUCCGGUCUUGAGGACCGGCAAGCCGCUCAGUGUGGAACUCGGCCCUGGUCUCAUGAGUAAUAUCGUCGAUGGUAUCCAACGACCACUACGCGGCAUCCAAGAAUUGUCAAAGUCCAUCUAUAUACCCCGUGGAAUUAAUACCGAGGCUCUUGACCGCUCCCUGAAGUGGGACUUCACGCCUACGGAUGUCAAGAUCGGCGACCACGUCUCGGGCGGUGAUAUCUACGGAACCGUGUACGAGAAUUCGCUGGUCAAUGCGCACAAGAUUAUGGUUGCGCCGAGGGCGAUGGGUACCGUCACACAUGUUGCGGAAAAGGGCAGCUACGCCGUCGAUGACGUUGUGAUGGAGACCGAGUUUGAGGGCAAGACUACGAAACACACGCUCAUGCAAUUGUGGCCCGUUCGCGCUCCCCGACCUGUUACCGAGAAGCACACUGCCGACUAUCCCUUACUUACUGGUCAACGCAUUCUCGACGCGCUAUUCCCAUGUGUGCAAGGUGGCACGACAGCGAUUCCGGGCGCGUUUGGCUGUGGCAAGACCGUUAUCUCGCAAGCGCUGUCCAAGUUCUCGAACAGCGAUAUCAUCAUCUACGUCGGUUGCGGUGAGCGUGGUAACGAGAUGGCCGAGGUUUUGAUGGAGUUCCCCGAGCUGACGAUGGACGUCGGAGACCGCCAAGAACCCAUCAUGAAGCGCACAACCUUGGUCGCAAAUACGUCCAACAUGCCCGUCGCGGCUCGUGAGGCGUCUAUCUACACUGGCAUCACCCUCGCCGAAUACUUCCGCGACCAGGGCACGAACGUCUCCAUGAUGGCCGACUCUACGUCUCGCUGGGCCGAGGCGUUGCGUGAGAUUUCGGGUCGCCUGGCCGAGAUGCCUGCCGAUUCUGGUUACCCGGCUUAUCUGAGUACCAAGCUCGCUGGCUUCUACGAGCGUGCUGGUAAGGUUACUGCUCUUGGUAACCCCGUGCGCCAGGGUACAGUCUCCAUUGUUGGCGCCGUUUCUCCGCCCGGUGGUGAUUUCUCCGACCCGGUCACGUCGGCAACCCUCGGUAUCGUGCAGGUCUUCUGGGGUUUGGACAAGAAACUCGCUCAGCGCAAGCACUUCCCGUCCGUGAACUGGAACGUCUCUUAUUCCAAGUACACCAAGGUGCUCGAACCUCACUACGAGUCGACUGAACCUGGCUUCGUCGAGCUUCGGACGAAAACGAAGGAGAUCUUGCAGAAGGAGGACGACCUCGCGGAGAUUGUCCAACUUGUCGGCAAGAGUGCUCUCGGCGAGAACGACAAGAUUACGCUCGAGGUUGCGCGCAUGCUCAAGGACGACUUCCUCCAGCAGAACGGCAUCAGCGAGUACGACCGCUUCUGUCCGUUCUACAAGACGAGCGCGAUGCUUCGCAACUUUGUCGAGUUCCAUGAUCUUGCUGUCAAGGCCGUCACCUCGCAAGACGUGACAUUCGCCAAGGUCAAGGAGUCCGCUGGUGAUCUCUUGUUCAAGCUCAGUCAGAUGAAAUUUGAGUCGCCGUCGCAGGGCAAAGAGCCUAUCAUGGAGAAGCUAAAUGCAUUGCACAACGAGAUUAUCGAGAGGUUCCGCCAGAUCGCAGAGUAA